Messenger RNA from Zasmidium cellare ATCC 36951, 2121 nucleotides. RefSeq lists its product as uncharacterized. The transcript has a single exon. The record is from RefSeq and is a predicted model, not a curated record. The coding region runs from base 1 to 2121 and encodes 706 amino acids. Lineage: Eukaryota; Fungi; Ascomycota; Dothideomycetes; Mycosphaerellales; Mycosphaerellaceae.
AUGGGAGGUCAAGAAGAACGAGGACGACGUCCGCCGCCCGCACUGCCUCCAGGGCAAAGCAGUGCAGUAGGGCCAAGUGAAGCAGAGCCUGAAGAAGCCCCGCCGCCAUAUGAGCUGGUUGCGCAUCAACAGAGAGCCUUGGAGAAGGCAACCGCCGACAACCCGUCCGCCUCAGGUACUGCGCUUGGACACAAUGACCCCCGAUCUUCGUCACAGCAGUCUUUGGCCCCCGAGCCUGGAGAGCAGAACGAGAGACGCAGGUUGCUUUUGAUUUACAUUCAUGGCUUCAUGGGCAACGAGACCAGCUUUCGAAGCUUUCCAGCUCAUUUGCACAACCUGCUGGCUGUGCUACUGGAACAAACUCAUGUCAUACACACCAAGAUAUACCCACGAUAUCGCUCCAAGGGACAUAUCAGCAACGCACGAAACGACUUCAGCAAAUGGCUGGAGCCACACGAAAGCCCUUCGACCGAUGUCGUACUACUAGGUCACAGCAUGGGCGGGCUUCUCUCUGCUGAAGUGGUCCUCAUGCCCUCCAGCAGGCCUUCUUCUCAACCCCUCAACCAUCGCAUUGUUGGCACAAUCAACUUCGAUGUGCCUUUUCUUGGAAUGCAUCCAGGCGUGGUCAAGAGUGGACUUGCAAGCAUUUUCAAAGGUUCUGAGGAGCCACCUGGGGAUAGAUGGGAGGACCAACUGCAGGAUCCAAAAGAGAACGAAGGUCCAAGCCAACCCCAACGUCCCACCACCCCGGCUUCACGACUCGACACGUUCUGGGACAAGGCAGAUCCGAAUUUCAAUCCCAAGUUCACCAACGACGUGAUCUUGCCGGUGCGAAAAGGCUGGAAGAAUGCCUUGCAUUUUGUCAACAAGCACUCUGAUGAUUUGAUCAAAUCGACCAAGAAACUGAUCUCGUCACACAUGGAGUUUGGAGGUGCCAUGGCCAACUAUGGCGAACUGAAGACGCGGUACUCGAGAGUCAGAGCAUUGGAGGUAGAAGACGGCCGUAUCCGCCAGACGGUCGUAGAGGGUGGUGUACCACCAAGAGUGCACUUCGUCAACUACUAUACUGCCAGUACAGGACGACCUAGAAAGCCGUCAUCCUCUCACCAAAGGCUCUCCCCAAGCCCACACGGGAGUCGAUCACCGUCCAGAGAGUCUGGAUCUCGGGCGUCGAUUCGAUCGAAGCGGCAAAGCAAAGAUGGGAGUCUUCAUCCGGAAGACGCUAUUGGCUGCGUGGCGGUCCCUGAAGGCUCAUCAUCUACUGUUGAAGCUGAACGAGAGGAGCAGAACUCUGGCAAAGGACCGCAAGACGGCCAGCUUAGGCCUACCGCAUCUGACCAAGCCGACCAUCCACCGACUGCAACAGAGCUACCUGUCGCCCCGCCACCACUUGGCGAUUUGAGCUACAUUCAAGACGAGAACCUACGAAAGCUCGUCGAGGAUAAUCACAAAAAGGCUGUCGAGAGAUACGAGAAAGCGCUCAAACAGCGGGAGCCGAUUCCUAAAGUUGAGGCCAAGCCACGCGAGGAGCCCAAGGUAGAGGAGCAGCCAGAGUCAAAGCCAGAACCAAAGCCAGCACAGAAGCCAGAAUCAGAAAUGACCCACAUGGAGAAAGAAGCACUGCGACUGGAAAAGGAGAAGCAGCGCAUGGAAGCCGAAGCUCGACGAAUGAGAGGCGAAAAGGAUCCUCCUGCAGAGUCCAAACCGGAACCAGCGCCAGCGCCAGUCAGGCCGUCAGCAUCAGUACGGCCCAGCAUCGAUAGCACGCCUCGGGUCGAAAGUCGAACAGAGUCCUACGCAGCAUCAACCGUCGGAACUGCGUCGACAUAUGGUAGCAGCCUCCUGACUCCUCAAGAAAGUAGGGACAUUGAACCCGCCAAACCCAAGAAAGACCGGAAGUUCUGCACCUUACCGCCCAAAGAUGCCAACGGCGAGCGGGACCCAUGUUGGGUACGAGUCUUCAUGAAGGAUGUGGAUGAAGUUGGAGCCCACUGCGGCCUUUUCUUUGUAGAUGAGAGGUAUGAGCGGCUGGUCGGGGAUGUGGCGGAGAGGAUUGAGAGAUGGGUGAAUGAGGAGAGUGGCUUUCGAGCUUCGAGAGCUCCGCGAGCUGAGAAGUCGUAA